UGAUCGGGUUGUUUACUUUGUGAGCAAACUCCGUUCAGAUCGGGAAUCAGGGAGAUUCUGACAUCGAUCGCUAUCUUCGUCCGUUCAAUGGGGCUCAGGUGGCAUCAAGAUCUACUUCAGUCCUCAAGACCUGUCAUAAGCCAGCGUACUUUCGGCUUCUCACAGCGCGAUUCCUCAGCCUCUUGAUCUUCCAUCAACAUUCGGUUCUUACCAUUCGCGGAUCCGACUUGCUCAAACAUGACCGACGCCGGACCUGACUAUCGCCCGUUCCUCGCGGCUCUGCCGAAAUGCGAGCACCAUCUCCAUAUCGAAGGAUCUCUAUCCCCUAGCCUCUUGUUCUCGCUGUCAGCACGUAACGCCAUCGCUCUACCCUCAGCGAUCUCGGAUAUCGCCUAUGCCAAUGUUGCUGCUCUCGAAGCUCGUUACAAAGCGUUCACUUCGUUAGACGAUUUCCUGGCAUAUUAUGAUCGCGCCAGUCGGGUCCUGAUCAAGCGAGAGGACUUUGCCGAUCUGUCAUAUGCCUACAUGCAAAAGGCCAGCGAGGACGGGAUCGCGCAUACCGAGAUUAGUUUCGAUCUACAGACGCAUACCCAGCGCGGGAUUGCUGUAGAGACGGUCGUCAAGGGCUUAAACGAUGGGUUGAAGAAGGGAGAAAAGGAAUUUGGAAUCACCUUCAGGGUUAUCAUGUGCAUCCUUCGUCACGAGUCGGUGCAGUCAUGUGUGGACCACGUCGACCUAGCCCUGCCAUACUACCAAUCGGGAGUUAUACACGGGCUAGGAAUGUGCAGCACGGAAAAGGAUCAGCAUCCCAAAAAGUUUCUCCCAGUCUAUCAACGAGCCAAGGAAGUGGGAAUCGAGUUCCUCACUGCUCAUGCUGGCGAAGAGGGUCCCGCCGAGUACGUGCGGUCCGCUCUUGAGGAUUUGGGAGUUACCAGGAUCGAUCAUGGAGUGCGGAGCGUAGAGGACGAGCACGUCUUGGCGAUGCUCAGGGAGCGGAAGACGAUGCUCACAGUCUGUCCUCUGAGCAAUGUCGCCCUCCGAGUGGUCAAGCACCUAAGCGAAGUUCCCUUGCGAAAGCUACUUGACGCUGGAAUCAGGUUCUCCUUAAAUUCGGACGACCCGGCGUAUUUCGGAGGUUAUCUGCUGGAGAAUUACUACCAAGUACACGACAACUUCAACUUCAACCGGACCACCUGGGCUCUGAUCUGCCGGAACGGUAUCGAGGGAAGCUGGAUCUCAGAGGCUAGGAAGCAGGAACUGAUAUCGCAAUUGGGUCGGGUGACGGAGGAGUUUGCCACUUUGCCUUGAUGGGUUAUGCUUUUGCAAAACGCGAAGCUUUGGGGAUUUUGAAUUAUUGUUACAACAUGAAAUCUAGUA
This is a messenger RNA of Filobasidium floriforme, 1377 nucleotides long. RefSeq lists its product as uncharacterized. Gene Ontology annotation, biological process: purine ribonucleoside monophosphate biosynthetic process; adenine catabolic process; hypoxanthine salvage. Gene Ontology annotation, cellular component: nucleus; cytosol. Gene Ontology annotation, molecular function: adenine deaminase activity. Lineage: Eukaryota; Fungi; Basidiomycota; Tremellomycetes; Filobasidiales; Filobasidiaceae. The transcript has 2 exons. The coding region runs from base 238 to 1308 and encodes 356 amino acids. The record is from RefSeq and is a predicted model, not a curated record.